UCUGUCUCUGAUAAAGGGUUAUGUUUAAAACAACAAACCUUGUUAUCAUGUUGGAAUAACUCUGAUAUAAUUUAUAAAUAAUUAGGGAUACCUCUUCAUUGUUCAAGGCAAUAGGAAACAAGUCAGCCAAAAUCUCGUUCAGUCUGUGUGAUCGUAAAUUUUGUUUGAUUAGAAGUCCUAAAGAAAAUAUGGCAUCUCCUGCGCCUAAAUCUCCUGAACAAACCGAUAAAACUAAAAAAUAUGACCGUCAACUAAGGCUAUGGGGAGAUCACGGACAAAUGCUUCUGGAAAAGGCUAAAGUUUGUCUCAUUAAUGCCACUGCCUUAGGUACAGAGGUAUUGAAAAGCUUGGUACUUCCUGGAAUAGGAGCUUUCACCAUUGUCGAUGGGGAAAAAAUAACUCCUGAAGAUAUAGGUUCAAAUUUUUUUUUAGAUUCUGAAAGUCUCGGAAUGUCCAGAGCUCAAGUUGCUACACAGGCCCUAUUAGAACUGAAUUUGGAUGUAAGAGGAGAUUAUAUAGAUGAAGCAGUUGAACAUGUUUUAUCUCAUUCAGAAAAUUUUUUCUCUAAUUUUGAUCUUGUAAUAGCUGCUGCCUUAUCAGAAAAGGUUUUGAUACCUCUUUCGAAGCAUUUGUGGGAAGCUAAUGUUCCUUUGAUAGUCUGUAGAAGCAUUGGUUUUCUGGGAUAUAUUAGAUUACAAGUUAAAGAACAUACAGUAAUAGAAUCUCAUCCUGAUAGUGAAAAUCCAGAUUUGAGAUUAAUAAAUCUAUGGCCUGAAUUGGAGAAUCAUUUACAAAAGAUUGACAUAUCAAAACUGGAUAGUAAGGAAAGAAGUCAUGUUCCAGCCAUUGUAAUAUUGUAUUAUUACAUUUCGAAGUUCAAAGAACAAAAUAAUGGUGCUUUGCCAGUAUCAAGGGAGGACAAGAAUCAAAUUCGUAAAAUGAUAAGAGAAAGUGCAGUAAAUGAUGAAAAUGGUAUUAAAACAUUAGAAGAGAACUUUGAAGAAGCUAUCCGGUUCGUGAAUACAUGUAUCUCGAAUCAAACAAUACCCAGUCAAAUCAGGGAAAUUUUAGAGGACGAUUCUUGUACUAAUUUAACUCAGAAAAGUCGUCCAUUUUGGAUCAUGUGUACUGCUUUAAGAGAAUUUGUAGAAACAGAGGGGGCUUUACCAGUAAGAGGAACUUUGCCAGAUAUGGCUAGCGAUUCAGAGAGUUACAUAACACUGCAGCAGAUUUACCAGCGAAAGGCUCAAGCACAAGCUGAAUCCAUCUAUAGGAGAUCAUGCCAAAUUGCCAGGAAUGUUGGAAUGCAUCAAGAUUCAAUUUCUGAGCAAGAGGUCAAACUUUUCUGUAAGCAUUCCAGCGAACUCUUCGUCAUGAGAGGAAGCAGUAUUGCAGACGAAUACACCAAACACUGUCCAGAUCUCUCAUCACAGCUGGAGGAUCCGGAUAGUUUAAUGUUUUAUUACGUUAUCCUCAGGGGAUUUGAACGUUUCAUAGGAGAUUUUAACACUUAUCCUGGUCAAUAUGAUGAUCAUGUGGAACCUGACGUUUUGAAACUGAAAAUGAUCAUUGGAAAGCUGUUGAACGAAUGGGGGUGCAGUCAGAUUUUGAGGGAUGAGAGAGUGCAUGAAAUUUGCAGAUAUGGAGGUGCAGAGUUGCAUUCUGUGUCUGCCGUUCUUGGAGGAACUGCAGCGCAUGAAGCUAUCAAACUGGUUACCCAUCAAUACAAACCUUUGAAUAAUACUUUCAUCUAUGAUGCUAUCACUUCAAAUUCGGCAACAUAUACAUUGUAAUUUUUGUUUGUUCUGUUGAUAAUUUACUUUUAAAUUUGAUGGUUUCACCAAACAAGUCCAAUUGUUUGAGAAUUAUGGCUGUCUAGUUAUGGUUAUUAAAUUAAUUAUGUA
Molecule: messenger RNA, 1904 nt
Organism: Coccinella septempunctata (seven-spotted ladybird)
Lineage: Eukaryota; Metazoa; Arthropoda; Insecta; Coleoptera; Coccinellidae
Gene: APP-BP1
Product: NEDD8-activating enzyme E1 regulatory subunit
Exons: 6
Coding region: 189-1793 (534 amino acids)
Biological process (GO): protein neddylation; DNA damage response; protein ubiquitination
Cellular component (GO): cytoplasm; nucleus
Molecular function (GO): NEDD8 activating enzyme activity; ubiquitin activating enzyme activity
Source: RefSeq, a predicted model, not a curated record